UGAAUUUCUGAGAGUUUGGGUUGAGUUGGCAGCUGAAAUUCAGGUACGGGCAUUUCCUCCAGCGCUGUUCCAAAGAUACGUCGUGGUUCUUUCCUCUUCUUUUUCCGUCUUCCUCCCCAGGAACUGAUGCCAGCUUUUUCCAAGAAAGCCGGGAAAAUGCAAAGAUGAGUGGAUCUGAGCAAAUGUUGCCGGCGGUGUCUGCCAAGAGAUCUUAAAAUUAAACUCAUCCUGGGAGGGGUUCAAGAUGAGAUUUGCAGAACCGAGAUAAUCUAAGCAAAUUUCCAGGGGCUCUUUCCUACAAAGGCCAAGAUUUGGACCCAUCAUGUCUUUUCCUUACGGUGAUAUUGAAAAUCCUGGCUACCGCUAUUCUGAAACAUUGGAAAUCGACAAGCUAAGACCUUCUCAAAGGAGUACUUCUUUUAAUCACAGUUCAGGCAAUACCUUUCCUUAUGUCCCCUUUGAAGAUUACAACAGGGGAGGAGGACAAAGGCAGAACGCACCAGUUCUAAUACCGCUGAACUUAGUACGGAGUGAAUAUGAGGAUGAAUAUCAACCAAGAGAUUUGGGGGUUGAGUUGCCCCAUUCAAACCCAUAUGGAAAUGCACAUGUGAAUCCUUCCUUUGAGUAUCAACCAGAAUUUGGAUGGAUGUUACCUCCUACCAGCCAUGCUUGCAAUAUUCAGGAUGCAGACAGGUACUCAGAUGCAUCAGAGAGAGUUAACAUUGUCCGGAGACAUAGCAGGCGAGACAGCGAUGCAGAUUUUGCAACACCCAGCUUGCUUCGUUUAGACCCAGGCUAUAUGGAAGCAAAGAGGAAAGAAGAAGAAAAAUUAAUCAACGAUUUGUCAACCAUGUCUAGCCGUGAAAGAGUUAAAGCAAUCCAGAAGAUUCCCAAAUCAAUGAAAGAAAAACGUGAGAUUAGGAACCGUGUUCUUACAGAAAGAAAAAAGAACUCCCACAGCCGGGAUGCGCAUCUUAAUUGUUGUACCCAGUGCUUCUACAGCACAGCUUUGUCCUUCCGGCAGUUAAAGAACAGCUUUGUGGACUGCCUUCAGCUCUUUCGGUUUUGGCAGAAGACGCUCAAAGACAUCGGCAGCCAAUUUGGGACCAGCAUCCAUUCCUACUUUGUGUUUCUGACAUGGCUUCUCAUGUUCAACGUUUUCUCAUUCCUUGUGAACUUCAGUUUUCUUGCUGUUCCUCAGCUCAUUGCAGCCCAACCAAACCACCUUUCCUUCAUGGGCCUGGAGUUUUUCACCGGAGCUGGUUACUUUACAAACACGGUGCUCUACAGCGGCUUUUAUACCAACGCUACAAUAGCAAAAAUUGAGAACACCUCGCCAUAUUACAUGCAGCUAGCUUACAUUUUCACAAUUGGGAUUUAUUUUAUCAUCUGCUUUCUCAGCUUGAUCUACAGCAUGGCAAAAUCCUUCCAUAGCAAUGUCAUUAUGCCUCAGAUGCGCUCUGGAAACGCUGCCAAGCUCCUUUGCAUCUGGGACUUCAGCAUAAUCGGCGAGAAAGCCGUACAGAUGAAUCAGAAAAAUAUCAGCACACAGAUCAAGGAGACCCUUUCUGAAAUGCGUACUGAAUCUCUGAAGCUUCCUCUGAAGCAGAGGAUUUCUCGCAUCUCUAUUCAUCUGGCCGCAUGGUUUCUCUCGUUGGGCUCUGCGGUGGCUUCGUGUGCUGGCAUUUAUUUCUUUUGCCUUAUUAAUUUAGAGUUAUUUCUGAACCAGGAAAACACCAAGCUGACAAAUGAAGCUGCCACGCUGGUUUUGCCUAUCGUGGUGAGCCUCCUCAACCACGUGAUGCCUUUCCUAUACUCGUUUUCCAGCUUGGUUGAAAAGUUCACCUAUCCCAGGCACCAGAUCUACACUGCUAUUAUCAGGAAUAUCAUCCUGAAAAUAUCUAUCAUUGGAAUCCUCUGCUACUACUGGCUCAACAUAGUGGCUAUAUCCAAAGUAGAGUGCUGGGAGACCAUGGUUGGCCAAGAUAUAUACAGGCUGCUCAUAGCAGACUUUGUAUGCUGCCUCCUAGGUUCAUUCUUUGGUGAAUAUCUACUACGACUUAUUGGCACGAAAUGCUAUAAAAAACUUGGAGUGCCAGAAUUUGACAUUGCUCGAAAUGUUUUGGAUUUGAUCUACGCUCAGACUUUGACAUGGAUUGGGAUCUUCUUCUCCCCUCUGCUUCCUGCCAUCCAGAUGAUAACAUUUUUUAUAAUAUUUUGCGUGAAAAAGAUCAGCCUGUUGAUGAACUGCCAGCAGCCCCGCAAAGCUUGGCGAGGAUCACAGAUGAACACCAUCUUUGUUUUCCUGCUCUUUUUCCCAUCUUUCACUGGAGUCCUCUCGGUCAUCGCAGUCACCGUCUGGAGACGGAAGCCUUCAGAAGCAUGUGGUCCUUUCCGAGGUCUGACAACUACCUUUGAGGCUAUUUCUGGGUGGGUGUCACUCCUGGCUUCUUACCCGAGUUCAGGAUGGGUAGUGUGGAUCUAUCACAACAUAAUCGAGAGCACCUUUUUCUUCUUCAUCCUUUCCAUCAUUGUGCUGAUGAUCACAUAUCUUUACUGGCAAAUCAUCAGUGGGCGAAAAACAAUGGUUAAACUCCUACAAGAGCAAAUUGUUAAUGCAGGCAAAGAUAAAAUGUUUCUACUGAAGCAAUUACGGGCACUGGAAGCUUCUAAGUUGCUGUGUUUGGGAAGGCAACCAGAGAGGGAUUUCUCUCUGAACCAGCUGCCUAAGGAACAAAUCCGUGUUUUCCUGCCCAGCUGCAUGGAGCACUCCCCGUGGAUGGAAGAGAGAGCUUUGUCUACUGAGUCUGCUAGAUACCCUGCGAUGACCAGCUUUACUCACGAGCCUAGCCAAAUAACCAGGAAUGCUGGAGUAUCUGAAACCCUGGUUUUGGCUUUGAGAGCCAGGCAAGAGGCUGAAUGGGAAAUGGAAAAUGAAGAAAGCUCAUGAAAGUUGGAGUGAAGUAAUGUCCACCUGCACCAAGCACCCCUCAUCUAGAACUCUGCUAUUUGCACAAAUAAUGUCUCAGUAGGAACUGACAGAACUCCAAAAAUGAGAAUUUUUAAAUCAAAUUACUGUACGCUUUUACAUUUGUUGAGGUUUUUCUUUAUUAUGACUUCAGAAAAUGCAGGUGCCAAACUAUUCUUUAUGACAAGAAUCUCUCCCCAGAACUUACUGUACACUUGAGGAAACAGGCUAAUCAAUUUUAAGAUGGAAAUCUGAUAGUGGAGUAAUAUAACUUAUUCCAGAUUGUAACUGCCAGGAAUAAUUCCUUAAGCAUUGUCAUCAUUUUCUCUCCAAAUUUAUUUUUAUAAUUGUAAGGAUUUUUUUUUU
Python bivittatus (Burmese python) is the source of this 3334-nucleotide messenger RNA. The record is from RefSeq and is a predicted model, not a curated record. NCBI's taxonomy places the organism in Eukaryota, Metazoa, Chordata, Lepidosauria, Squamata, Pythonidae.